ACUCCUGAGAACAUUCCCGCCUCGUCUCUUCCACCAAGCGAUGAAGAGUAUGAACUACAUGUUGAUAAUUAUCUCCUUCGUUACCUGAAAGAAUGUCCACAUGCUCAGCAAGAACUUGAGAACAUGCUUGCCUGUUUAGCCUGCUCUGCUGAUCUUUACUGUGAGGAGGGGAGAGUUUUAGUCAGGAGGCGAGCUCAACCUGCUGCUGCAGAUGAAGUUAGUGAUUGGAAAGCUGAGGUAGACGCUCUCUUUGGUGGCUACUUGUGCCAUUAUAAAGUAAACCCUGACAAAGUUGAAGCUUUGGUUCAGUCCAGCAGCUCUUGUCAGACUGCAGGUGAGGUGAAGGUGUACACAGAUGAGUCUGGGAUGGCUGUUGUUGUUGGACAACUGUCUCUGGUUCAUGCCAGGUUGUUAGACAUCGAGCAACCUUCAAGUUUACGUGACAAUAUGGCAUCUCUGAGUUUAAGAGAGGAAAGCACAACCAUUGCUAGCUACAGCCUUUGUGAUGGGCUCCAGGUGUUUGUGUGUCAGGGUGACAUCACCAAGCAACACACUGAUGCUCUGGUAAAUGCAGCCAAUCAGGACUUGGAGCACUCUGCAGGUGUUGCUGCUGCACUGAGUCGAGCUGGUGGUCCUGAAAUACAGAGAGAGAGUGAUGAAUUAGUGAAGUGUUUGGGGAAAAUUCCCAUAGGAGACACAGUAGUGACCACAGGGGGUAACUUAAAGUGCAAGAAACUGCUUCAUGCAGUUGGGCCUGUAGGUGGAAAAGCAAGUAACAGAGAUAAGAUGUUACUGGAAAAAACUGUGCAUUGUGCUUUAAAGCUUUCAGAAAUAAUGGAGUUUCAGUCCAUAGCCAUUCCUUGUAUCAGCUCAGGUGUGUCUGGGGUUCCUCUCACUGUGUGCACUGAGGCAACUGUUGCGGCUGUGAAGGACUUUGGCAGUGUGGGAGGUCGAAGUGUGAGGAAAAUCAUCCUGAUUGAUAACAGAGAGGAGGCAGUGAGGGCCAUGCAGGAAGCAUGUGACAGGCUUCUCCAAGGGAUAGAUACACCUGAUGAAGAUACAGCAAGAGGAGCCACUGCCAGAGCUCCUGGAGGCAGAGUCCACAUGGAGGUUAUUCAGGGAUCGAUUGAGAGCCAACAGGUGGAUGCUUUGGUGUCUCCUAUGGUUGGCCGUGAUCCUCUCUCUACCCGUGUUGGAAAUGCUUUGUUUGAAGUAGCUGGACCACAGCUGACCACAAGGUUUAGAAAGGAAGCAGAAGAUGAAACAAUGCCUGGUGACUCAGUACUGCUGGAGGGCUUACCUGGACUUCAAUGUAAUGCAGUCUUCUUCCUCAAUCUUGUUCCCUUUGAUGGUGACCCAGAGGGUGUUCCAGUCCAGGUUCUUCGAAUGAGCAUCAACACAAUACUGUCUUUUUGUGAGAAGAAAGGAUUCAGAUCUGUCGCUCUUCCCGUCCUCGGUGCUGGGAUGGCCCUGCAAUUUCCUGUCAGUGAAGUGGAGAGAGUGUUAAUGGAGGAAGUUUAUGUAUUUGAAGAGGAGCGAGCAGGCAUCACACCAUUUCUGAUCCGCAUCGUCAUUCACCCCGAUGAUGAGGAGACACACGAGACAUUUGGCUCUGUCCAAAAUGGCAAAUUCACUGAAGAUUUUCACCACAAAGACCCAGACCAAGAUUCAACAACGAUGAGGUUGGUCCUGCUGGGAAAAACAGGAUCUGGGAAAAGUCACCUGGGUAACACCAUUUUUGGAGAGGAGCUCUUUGCCACUUAUGCCUCUCCAAACUCUGGAACAAUGAAAUGCCAAACAGAAACCAAAACAGUCAGUGGAAGAAGCAUCACUCUGAUCGACACCCCUGGUUUCUUUGACACAGGAAGGUCUGAGGAAGAUCUGAAGCCUGAGAUAAUGAGCUGUAUGACAGAGUGUGCUCCUGGGCCUCAUGCUUUUCUCAUUGUGCUUCGAGUGGAUAAAUUCACAGAGCACGAGCAGGCUGUCAUCACUAAGAUAGUUCAGUAUUUCUCAGAUGAAGCUCUAAAAUAUGCUGUCGUUGUUUUCACUCACGGUGACCAGCUUGACAAAAAUAUAAAAAUUGAAGAUUUUGUCAGUCAGAACAAAAAUCUGAGUGAUCUGGUGUCAAAGUGUGGUGGUCGGUGUCACGUCUUUGAUAGCAAACACUGGAACAACAACCAGCCAAACAACUACAGGAGCAACCAGUUCCAGCGGGAGGAGUUGCUAAAAACAAUAGAAAAAAUGGUGGUGGAAAAAAACGGAGGUUACUACACAAAUAAAAUGCUGCAACAUGUGGAGACAGCAAUACAGAAACAGGUCGAGCACAUUUCGUACUCAAUGCCAGAUAAAACUGCAGAAGAGAUCAGAAAGCAGGCUAAAACUGAUGUGUGCAACAGCUUUCUCACCAAACUGACAGGGAUUGCAACAGGAGCUUUGCUCGGUGCUUUUUUUGGUGUAGCAGCAAUGGUUGGAUUAGCUGUCACAGCCAUGAAUAACGUAAUGUUAAUGAACGCUGUAAAAAAGGCUCCAGCAUUAAUGGGAGUGUCGGCAGCAGCAGCAGGAGAAGCAGCUGUAGGAGUUGCUGGAGCAGCUUGUGUGGCAGCAGCAGCAGCAGGAGGAGUAUUUGGUGGCUUCAUUGGAAAUGAAGCAGCUAAUGAUGCUAAGUCACCAUCAGAAGCUGCACAGAGAGCGUGUGAGGCUAUAGUGGAGAAAGGAAAGUCUCUUAUCAGGUUUAAGUGAGAUUUUUAUAAUUAUUAUCCAGGUAGUGAAAAGGAAAAAAGCAUCUUAUUAUUUCUUGAUGUCCUUACACUACACAUAAUAACUGCAUAAUAAUACUACAUACAUCGAAGAGAACAUGUUAAAUUAUUUGGAAUCAGGUUUGUUGGCAAAUUGUUGAAUACUUAUCUAGCAGUUACCUUUUUUGUGGACUUUUUGCAUAAUCUUCUGAGGGCCUUAAUGCAUUGUAGUCAUAUUUUUUUCCUGCGGACGAAUGUCUCAGACCGAGAAGCAUCACAGACAAAUAAGUCAACAAGU
This is a messenger RNA of Haplochromis burtoni (Burton's mouthbrooder), 3033 nucleotides long. RefSeq lists its product as uncharacterized. Lineage: Eukaryota; Metazoa; Chordata; Actinopteri; Cichliformes; Cichlidae. The record is from RefSeq and is a predicted model, not a curated record. Gene Ontology annotation, molecular function: GTP binding.